AUGUUUGUUGAAAAGGUAGGAUAUUUAGGCUGGAAGAAUUGCUAUAGAAUUCAAUAUCAAAAUUUACAGUGUAUAGUUACCACUGAUGUCGGUCCCAGAAUUAUUUCGUUGAGAAAAGUAAACAAUCAGCAUUUGUCACAGGAAUUGAUGGGUGUGGCACAAGCAGAUGCCGGUCAAGUUGGUGGCACCGAAUGGAAACUCUAUGGAGGACACAGGCUGUGGAGCGCACCCGAGCAAUCGCCAAGAACCUACUUCCCAGAUAAUUUCAGUGUCGCCAUUGAGAUUGCUGCUGACCGACGUAGCGUGAAUCGUCUUAAACUCGGAAAUCGCUAUAUCGUCGUCGAACAGCAACCGACGGCUACCACUACCAACAAGAUUGGCGCACGUGUCAACAACGGCUGGACAUGUGCAGUGAAUUCCGAUACCUUGUUUGUCAAGUUGAUCGAUAGAGAAACCAAAGAUCUCAACGUCGAUCUAGGUGCCAACGUAGAGUGUUAUUUAUCACCUGACAUUCUCGAGCUGGAAACAGUUGGCCCGCUAACACUCCUCGAACCAAAGCAAUCGGUUACUCUCACAGAAAAGUGGUUCCUCUUUGACAACAGCGUCAUUCCGACCAACGACCAAACCGUAGAUGCUUCAAUUCUACCAACUAUCAACAGAUUACUCUAA
This is a messenger RNA of Heterostelium album PN500, 669 nucleotides long. RefSeq lists its product as uncharacterized. The coding region runs from base 1 to 669 and encodes 222 amino acids. NCBI's taxonomy places the organism in Eukaryota, Evosea, Eumycetozoa, Acytosteliales, Acytosteliaceae. The transcript has 2 exons. The record is from RefSeq and is a predicted model, not a curated record.